AUGGGCAUCAGGGAGGAACUGCAGAGCCGUCGUUUCUGGUGCUGCCUGUUGGCAGAAGCAGCUGGCACUCUAAUCUUUGUCUGGGUCGUGCUGGGUGCCUCAUCCCCUGUUGGUCCUAAAGAAGUGCUCCCUUCCCCACUCCAGCCAGCCCUUGCUGCGGGGCUGGUUGCGAUCAGCUUGGCCCACUGCUUUGGUGAGAUCAGCGGUGCCCAAGUCAACCCAGCACUCACCAUGGCCUUCCUCUGCACCCGUAAACUGGAUGCUUUGCAUGCUGCUGGCUAUAUCCUGGCCCAGUGUCUGGGCGCCAUCGUAGCGUCAGGGGUCUUCUACCUUGUCUUGCCCACCUCAGCCAUUGGACAAUUGGCCACAAAGGUCAGCAGUGAGGGGAAUGCCGGACAGGCCCUAGGGAUGGAGGCCUUUUCCACUUUCCAGCUGGCUCUCACCAUCUUUGCUGUGGAAGAUCAUCGGAAGCAUGAGUUGGGUGAGCCUGGGAUCUUGGCCAUUGGCUUCUCAGUAAUAGCAGGAGCGCUCACUGCGGGCACGUUCUCUGGAGGCAGUAUGAACCCAGCACGAUCCCUGGGACCAGCAGUGGUAACAGGAAUCUGGGAGCAUCACUGGGUGUACUGGCUUGGCCCCAUCCUGGGCGCAGUCCUUGCUGGGGUAUCCUACGAGUUCUUCUUCGCUAACAGCGCUUCCCGGGAGAAGCUAGUUGCCUGCCUGACCUGCCGUGACAUUGAGAUGGUGGAGGCGGCCAGCGUGUCUCGUUCCUCGCUCUCUGCUCCUGCCCAUGCCAAACCGGCUUGCAAGGGGGAGCACGGCACCGAAUAG
Molecule: messenger RNA, 828 nt
Organism: Elgaria multicarinata webbii
Lineage: Eukaryota; Metazoa; Chordata; Lepidosauria; Squamata; Anguidae
Product: aquaporin-4-like
Exons: 5
Coding region: 1-828 (275 amino acids)
Biological process (GO): transmembrane transport; water transport
Cellular component (GO): plasma membrane
Molecular function (GO): water channel activity
Source: RefSeq, a predicted model, not a curated record